AAGCCCGCCUAGAGAAACUAAAUAAGAUUUCAACAGCAAAUAAAAAGAGAGAUUUCGAAAACCAAGUGGAGCGUGUUCAAGCUGUCGCGAGAGUUAUUAAAGGUGAGGGACUAAUACUAGACCCUAAGAAUAAAUAUGUCAGGGAACUCAUCAAACGAUCAUCUGUAAGAACACUCAAGGAUGGCACAGAGGUGUUGGUAUUUAGAAGUGAACAAGGUAUUGAUAAAAGUGGGACACAAAUAAUGAAACGUGGUAAGACCAAGAAUCUAGUGUACUCAAAGGACUCACCUGCUCUGAGAGAAUAUAAGGACCUUCUAAAGAAAAUAAAAGAGGUACCUACGGAUCCUGACAAUAUAAUUGGAAGUGAUGAGGAAUUUACGAGAAGCCACAAUUUGAUGACAGUGAUGAGGAAUACGCUGACCGUGAGAACAUUGAGUUAAUAGAUAUAAGUGCAAAACUAGGAGAUCUUCCAGGGCUAACAAUGCAAGAAAACAAUGAACUGAGAGGUGUUCUUAACCCACCUGAUGGAUCAAGCAUAGAAGGCAGAACAGGUCCCAAUGGAGCGUUACAAGUUCAGGCUGACUACUUUAAUGAAGCUAUUGGUGAAACCGUGGAACGCGCCACCUCUGCGGAAGGUACAACUGAGUAUAAUUCCCUUAUAGAAAGAAUUGACAGUUUGAAGGAAGCUAGGGAUAGGACACUAGAGCAGAGAACUGUAGAGGAAGCAAGAGAGGCACAAUUGGAAGACAUUUCCAGAUUACGUAGAUUUAUAGACUGGGUAGGAAAGGAAAAGGUGGGACUUGUAGGGAUAGCAGUGUCAACAGCUAGUUUAAUUACAGCCUUAUUAAUCCAUGCUAGGGGAGCCAUUGUGAAGACAGCAAAGGCCACUGGUAAAGUAGCAAAAACAUUAGCAAAUUUAGCAAAGAAAGCAGGACCAAUCCUGGUUCCAAUACUGAAUGCAGUUGCAACAGCGCUAUCAUGGGGAGCCAAAGGAAUUACCUGGUUAGCGUCACACCUGUGGGUUGUUGUUGUUGCUGUAACUCUAAUUAUUUACAAUUAUAGCACCAAGUGAUAUUUGCACAUUGAACAUUUUGUAAAUUAUUAAAAUAGAGGGUGAAGAUGAAGAACGGGAAGACUACAGAAUUCCUCAAACGGAGGAUCGCAACGAUAGCGACUAUGAUACGGUUACAGAUAGAGAUAUGAUAAACAUAAUGUUUGGGCAGACCAGCGAUGAGUCUAUGGAGGGAGAUAGAUGGGCCACGUUUGCAAGCAUUCUCAAUGGAUUACCUGCGGACAGGUCGGAAACCCUGAAUGAAACAGUUGACGAAUAUAUGAACUGGCUGGACGACAGCGACAGCGAUCUUGACUCAGAUGAGACUUUUGAUAUCAGUGAGGAUGAUAGGUUCAAUAUUAUUAGUUAUAUUGAAAACCGUUUUGGCACUAGUAUUGGUGAUAUCGAUGGAGAUGAGGGGUAUCCUCGGUGGGUUUACGAAUUUAUCAUAAAUGAAAGAGGGUAUUCCUCACCACCAAGAGUUCCGGCUUACAUUGCAGCUAUAAAUGAGGAAGAGAAAUACCACCGCCUUAAUUUAGAAAUAUUGAAACUAAUAGAUUCUGAUCCCAGUCAGCAUCAGAAAGCGUUUGAUAGAGUUAUUGAAAUUAUUAGGGAACUACCGAAGGGAAACAGGACGCUGGAUUAUUCCCUCGACCGGUUCCUUGGUGAUGGGAUGGAAGACUGGGAUGUUCAAGGUGGUUCCAGGGAAUUGAACGUUAUUGAUAAUUAUAUUAAUGAUCGUUUUGGAAUCAGGACUAGGUAUAUCAAGGUAGGUAAAAUUUACCCGAAAUGGGUAAAUGAGAUUGCGGGAGAUUCACGUGAGUACUUCAGACUCAGAGAUGAAGCAAUGGUAGGAGAAAGGGACACGGUUCCCGAUUUCGGUGAAGAGCAGGAUUACUAUGAAAGGUGGAGGGCUACAAUUAUCUCUUCAAUUGGCCUGAGGAGAUAUAGGGAAGCAUUAAAGAAGAGGGGUGUGACUGAAAAAGAGUUUAUUGACCUUGUGGCAAAAAAAUCAAGAAAGUUACUAAUGGUAAAAAAAAUAUACGAUGACCAUAUGAAUGAAAUACGCAGACUUAGGGACUGGGCAAAGGAAAACAAGUCCCCCCUUGGAGCGGCCAUAGCAAGUGUCACGGUAGCUGUGAUCCUGGUGGAAGUGCUUUCCAGGGUGGCACUUUCUAGUGGGUCUAGUUAUACAGCCAGGGCAGCUAAUAAGGUUAGACCUGAUAAUAAAGGAUCACCUUCGAUUGCUGAUGUUGUUAGGUCAGCUGUGGCUAAGGCUUUAGAUGCUGUUUCGGAUUUAACGCUUUGGCUGGCGGGUAACCUGUGGGCUGCUGGGUUGGGGAUUGCGGUUGUGGUGUAUGCUGUAAACAGCUAA
This is a messenger RNA of Paramuricea clavata, 2426 nucleotides long. Lineage: Eukaryota; Metazoa; Cnidaria; Anthozoa; Malacalcyonacea; Plexauridae. The record is from the annotation of a GenBank genome assembly.